Molecule: messenger RNA, 5105 nt
Organism: Anopheles funestus (African malaria mosquito)
Lineage: Eukaryota; Metazoa; Arthropoda; Insecta; Diptera; Culicidae
Gene: Esyt2
Product: extended synaptotagmin-2
Exons: 11
Coding region: 749-3271 (840 amino acids)
Biological process (GO): lipid transport
Molecular function (GO): lipid binding
Source: RefSeq, a predicted model, not a curated record
CGGCAACAACCGCAUUCGCGAGCGAAACACGUUUUCGGCUGGACGUGCGUGAGCAGUGCGUUCACAGUGAAGGUCGUACUAGUGGCCUAUAAUAACAUCAUCCCCAGGUGGGGACCCCCGUUCCAUUGUGAGCCUGUGUUAUCCAGCUGGGCUCUACCAACCGUACAGAGGCAGAGGCAAAACGUGUCCUUUCGUUGUAUCGUUUCGAUGUGCAGGCAUUUGGCUUGUAGUGCAAAGUGUAGAGAGUGCUGAGCCUUAUUACGCCUAGAUUACGCCACACUACGAAUCAUCGCGAUUCCUCUCGAGUAUACCGUGCGGGUGUGCGUAAAUGCGUGGUGGAAUGUUUAUUUGCUAAGUGUAUUAGCGUUGCGUAGCAAGGUGAAGCGUAUUUGCUGGUAGAGAGAAUAUUGUUAACCGAUUACGGUCGAAACAAGAUGCAACUGCUUACGGUGGCGUAGCAAAAGUGAAGAGGUCAUAGUGCAAAAGUAUGUCACCCAGAGUGUGAAGAUAGGCCACUCUGGGCUUGAGCGUGAGAGCGUGUGAAGCGUGCAUUGGGCCGUUUGACAAGUGCAACCCGGAACAGAAUCCCCGGGAACGCACACCAGCACGUGUGUUCAAUCAGAAGACGACAAGCUAACGAAGUCAUUACUAACGUGACUCACCCGCCGACCAACAUCAAUCACCGGAUUCACCUUCCAGCAGCGAGGUUGACAGUCUGCUGCAGCAAUCGGACGAAACCGAAACCGUCAUGACCGGCGCAAGCAAGGAAUUGAGCCCGGAAAAGCAAUCCGCACCGCCGGAUGCGUCCGAGGUGGCAAAAACCAAGGACGAUAGCAUCAUGUCGCUGCUGUAUUCGUUCGCCAAAAAGGUGGUUACGGUCGGUAUCAUCUACUUCGUCGGCUACAUGGGAUGGUCGGUGGCGUGGCUCAUCACACCCGUCAUCCUAUCGGUGGCGCGCGAAUCCUGGCGCAAAACGAAUGACACACGGCGCAGCGUAGCGAAGGCAUCGGCACUCGCGAACGAUAAGGACGUCAUCCUGGCCCGUCUGCAUGAUCUGCCGGCAUGGGUCUUCUUUCCCGACGUGGAACGUUGCGAAUGGCUCAACAGGAUCCUGAAGCAAGUCUGGCCAAAUGCAAACUUUUAUGCGAAAAAUCUCAUCAAGGAAUCGAUUGAACCGAACAUCCAACAGGCCAUGGCAGCUUACAAGCUAAAUGGAUUCAAAUUUGACCGUAUGAUCCUGGGAACGAUUCCCCCACGGAUCGGUGGUGUCAAGGUGUACGAUAAGAAUGUGUCGCGCAAUGAAAUCAUUAUGGACCUGGAUCUGUUCUAUGCUGGCGACUGCGAUAUUAGCUUCGCGCUCAGCGGGCUCCGGGGUGGCAUCAAAGACUUCCAAAUACACGGCACGGUGCGCGUGAUAAUGAAGCCACUAAUUUCCCAGAUGCCUCUCAUCGGUGGGUUGCAGAUAUUCUUCCUCAACAAUCCGAACAUCGACUUCAACCUGGUUGGGGUGGUCGAUCUGCUCGAUAUGCCCGGGUUGAGUGACAUUUUGCGAAAGAUUAUCGUCGAGCAGGUGGCCGCCAUCAUGGUGCUGCCGAACAAACUGCCCAUCGUGCUGAGCGACGGUGUGCCGGCCUUGUCGCUGAAGAUGCCGGAACCUGAGGGCGUACUUAGAAUUCACGUCGUUGAGGCUAAGGACCUGAUGAAAAAGGACAUCAGCGUGCUGGGCAAGGGAAAAUCGGACCCGUACGCCAUCAUUUCCGUCGGUGCACAACAAUUCCGCACGCAAACCAUCGACAACACGGUCAACCCGAAGUGGGACUACUGGUGCGAGGCUGAAGUCAAUGCCAUACUCAGGCAAGAGAUAGAACUCAACCUGUGGGAUUGGGAUCCGGGUUUCCCCGGGGUACAGAACGACGAUUUCCUUGGCAGAGCUACUGUGGAAAUCAGCAGCGUUACCAAGAACGGUGAAAUCGAUACGUGGUUGACAUUGGAACAGGCCAAGCAUGGACUUGUGCAUCUUCGCAUGACAUGGUUCAAAUUGAGCUCCGAUAAGGCUGAUCUGAGGCAAGCUCUGGAAGAAACGCAACACCUGCGAGUGACAUCAAUGAGCACCGCUCUGCUCACUGUUUUCAUUGAUUCGGCUAAGAACUUACCGCAAGCGCGUCAACAAUCACAACCGGACCCGUACUUGGUCCUUUCGGUGGGCAAAAAGAACGAACAGACCUCGGUACAGAUGCGCACGGAUGCGCCAGUUUGGGAGCAAGGUUUUACCUUCCUGGUGGGCAAUCCGGACAAUGAUACGCUCCAGCUGAAGGUGAUCGAUCAGAAGACGGGCAACACGAUCGGUUCGCUCACCUACAUUCUGAGCGCACUGAUGGAGAAGAAAAAUCUCGAGAUCAUGUCGCAACCGUUUCAGCUGCAAAAGUCGGGCCCCGAAUCGAAGAUUGUUAUGUCGCUGUCGUUGCGCGUACUGAAGCGCUACCGGGAGCAGGAUGCAGUGGCCACCACUCCGGACAAGGCGCCCUCGUCCGAGGCAGACAGUGUCUUAUCACGUACGAGCUCCAUCCGUACGGCAACAUCCCACGGUUCGCAAUCGGCUGGCGGUCUGCAACAGCAGCAAUCGCUGACCGAUUCGAAUGCAGCGGAAGCGGCCGCCUUAUCCCACCAGGGAAGCAUCCGGAAGCAGGACUCGCGCAAAUCAACCACUUCGGCCAUUAUGGAGCAGAUGUCGAUCCAGGAGGAACCGUUCGUCGUGUCGACGCUGAACACGGUCAUGAUGGCUACGCCACCCCGUAGUCCGAAUCUCAGCGACGGCGGUACGGAGCUGCUACGUCGCAGUCCGAGCACCACGUCCUCGGCCGGAUCGGCUGGACUGGGACGGAUUCAGCUGACGGUCGCGUUCAGCGUGCAACGGCAGCGGUUGCUGGUGAUCGUGCACAAGAUUAGCAAUAUACCGCUCAAAGAUCCUAGCAACAUUCCGGAUCCGUACGUGAAGCUGUAUCUGUUGCCGGGCCGCUCGAAGGAAUCGAAACGCAAGACGAAUGUGGUGAAGGAUAACUGCGAUCCCGUGUUUGACACCACGUUCGAGUACAUCAUCUCCAAUGCGGAGCUGGUCAACUCGGAACUGGAGGUGACAGUGUGCACACAGAAGGGAUUCUUCGGCAGUCCAGUUAUUGGCAUGCAAAAGCUCACUCUCAACGAUCCGGAUAUUUCGAGUGGACAAGGCAUCAAAGCUUGGUACGAUCUGCUGCCGGAGUCGAAAUUCGAGUAAAUCCUGCCCAUCUGCAGCACACAAGCGCAAGAGGAAGGUGCAUUUUAUUGUGAUGCUGCUUAGCGGAACUAUUUGUUAGGGAUUAGCGUGUUGUUGCACAUUGAGCAUUUUAUUGAGCACAUGAAACAAACAAAAAAAACACGAAAAACAUGUUUGUAUUAAAGCAACGCCCAUGAAUUGAGGAUGAUGGAAAGAUAUUUUGUAGCAAAACAAACGAUCAACGUGAUGCCAGUGAAGGGGACAGAUAAAGCGAAUCAGUUGUGUCGUUUUUUUGUGUUUGUUAAAUGUUUUAUAUAUACAGCUUACUUUAACGGAGCAGCAGAACAUUGUUUUGCACAGAUUUUUAUUAGAGUACAGAGUUGUAAAACGGAGAUAGCAGCAUUCUGCUAAAAGCAAAACAUAAAUGUUGGAUACAAUAAUUCUGUCGUAGUUUACGAAUUUCACAACGAGUUUAGCGUACGUAGGAUGGAAACUAAUACAGCAGCACCUUUGAAUUGAUUAUACUUGAAAGAUCGAGUUUGAGAAACUUUAGCAUGCGCUUAUGGUUGGAAAUUCUUGGUAGUGCGUAACGGAUGUGGUCGCUAGAUAUGAUGAAGCUUAGCGUAACCGUUUCUUGUAUUUAAUCAGCCGCGAUGAGAUAGCACGAUGUUUGCUAAACUUCAAUUACUACUUCUUCCACUUUCAUGUAAAAAAAAUCAUCACAAUCUUUCAAUCCAUUUGCUAGAAGUAGACGUGCAUAGUUGAAGUUAUAGCAUAGCUUGCUUCAAACGGGACUCCAUCUGCCAUUUGCCGGGAAACCCGAACGAAAGUUGUCUCCAAAAUGUGUCAAUUAUCAGCCCUCACUGCUUCGGCCAGAGGUGGUGGGUAUCGUAGAGGAAAAAGUAGAUACUGUUUGUACAAGAGUACUGGCACAAGCCGGGCGUCUUGUUGCUAACUGCGGGAACAGAGCACAUUACCGGGAGGUGUUGCAUCACCCGGAUCACCGGAAUCGAACGAAUGCAAGAAACCGAGAGUAUUGAGUUGUUUGCUUCAUCGCAUGAUAAACGUGUCCGGUGUGUAAAUACUACUUUGUGACGAUACACAGCACACCUUAGUAAAAGCACAUGCACAUUACCAGCAGAAUAAAUACGCAUCCAUCCGUACUUGAUCCGAAUACCGUUUUGUCGUACGAUCGCGACAACAAGAGAGAAUAAAAAAAAGUGAAAAAGAAUAAAUCCGUACAAAUAGUAAUGUGUACACACAUCGGUAAAGCCAACAUCUAAAUCAAUAUAGCAGUAAUUUACCACAGAGCUUAUAGAUUUAUAGCGAGAGCUACAGCUUACGAAACUACGCCACUGUCCACGAUCAUGCAUUUGUCUUUUCGAACCAACCGAUGUGCACCCAGCAUUCUUCAGCUUUUGAUAAAAAAAAUCUUCUAUAUAACGACGUUUUUUAAACUACACUCAAACAUUUACAAUCACGCACGGCGCGUUCGUUCGAGUAGAAUACGAGUGAGAAAAAGGAAGCCUUUUAAAAGCCAACAUUCAACAAGUUUGUCUCAUAAUUUGCACGUAACUUACAUCGAUGCACGUUUGCUUGUAUUAUGCAUAAAAUUUUAGAAUUUUAGAAACAACAUCAUUCGAAAGGUUCAAAGUGUGCGUAAGAGAACGAUUCAGAACAUGUGCUGCGAGUAAUUUAAAAACAAAAAAAAACACAUUAUUAGGAGCUGAAGGUUGUAAGCCGCUUUCUUGAGGAGAUAAUAAAGCCUUCGUCUAGUGUAAAUCUCGCUUCACCGCAUGCUGAAGAUACAUCAUGUUUGAUGGAAUAAUAAAGUAUAAGUUAAACAUUUUCCUUA